This is a messenger RNA of Nicotiana tabacum (common tobacco), 1836 nucleotides long. The record is from RefSeq and is a predicted model, not a curated record. NCBI's taxonomy places the organism in Eukaryota, Viridiplantae, Streptophyta, Magnoliopsida, Solanales, Solanaceae.
AUGGACAUCCACGGAUUUACUGCCAAUUCACUUGGAGAAUCUACACCUUAUUCAUCUGAUAUUGGAACUAAAAGAACUUGCAUACUUCUAGUCCUUGAUGAUAUUACUUGUCAUAAUAUUGUUUCUGAUAUGCUUCACAACCAAACUUAUGAAGGAAAAACAAUGGAUACUUUAAAUGCCAUUUGGGAGAGAAAGAACAUCUUCAAUCUUGUCCUCACAAACAUACACAGGCUAAACACAAAUGGGGUUGACAUUCUCCAAAUUAUCAAGAACAAACUCAAUCUUCCAACCAUCUUAAUGUCACCAGAUGAUACAAGAUAUGAAAAUCAAGUCCAAGAUUGUAGUGUUGCAGCAUAUGUUGUGAAUGUUUCAGACACAAAUGAGAUGAACAAGCUUUGGCAAAUGGCAUUAGAGAAAGAGAAAGCUAGAAAAGCAGCAGUCAAUCAAGAAGAAAAUUAUGACAAUGCUACAAGAUUGCCUCAGAAUGUAACUGAGACGAGUACAGAAAACACAUCAUAUGCUGAUAAUGAUGCAGCAAUAAGGGCUCAUGAUGUGAAGGGUAAGCGAAAAGCUUACAGCGACAGAAGUGAAGAAAAUGGAGAGAAUAGAGACAUCGAAAAGAAACGAAGGGUGGUUUGGACUCCAAAGAUGCAUCAAAAUUUCUUGCAAGCUAUCCAGCAAUUAGGGCAUGAAAGUAAUACAUUUGCUCUCCCUCUUUUCCCUGAAAAGGCAGUUCCUAAGAAAAUAGUUGAAAUUAUGAAUGAGACUGGAUUGACUAGAGAACAUGUUGCCAGUCAUUUGCAGAAAUACCGCAUGUGCCUUAAAAGAGCUCAAGAAAGUUCAGCUACUUCUAUCUAUGACCAAAUCCUAACAAAUGAUGCUAAAGAGAAAUGCUUUCAAGUUCAACCAUACCUAUCUUCUCUAAAUUUUAACGCAACACAAGGAUAUUCUUGUUCUGCACAACAGCCAUUUCAGACACACUUUCAGCAGGGAACUGGUGGCAUGAACUCGAGACAACCACAGAUGGUAUCAUUCCCCAAUAUGGUCAGUUUCCAGCAGCAGAACGAUUUCUUGGAUUUUGCCAACUCGCGACAACCAGAAUAUCAUAGUGGCCAAAUUGGACAGCAGUCAACAUUUUUGCCAAGAGUAGCUCAUAAUAGUAACUUCAGAGUAUUUAGUGACAAGAGAAAGAACAUGCUGUUCAGCAUACAAAGUGGCAAGGCAAACCAGCCCACAAACUCAAAUUCUAGAUUGGAUUUUAUUGGUUUUAGAUUGAGCAACGAUGGGAAAUCUGUCAACUUUGGUCAAAAAGGUUCAUCUUCUGCUGUAAUAUCCAAUAAUACCGCGUAUUCUGGUCUAUGUUCCUCAAUGUCAGAGGACUACAUUCACAAGCAGCAACCUUCACCACCGUUCUUGGAAAUUCCUGACGAAAAUACCUUAAUUCAAUGCUCUUCAGCUCCACCUGAAAAUUUUACAAUAUUCAAUCAUCCUUCUAACAGCAUUUCAGAACAACAGCGUCUUUUACUAUUUGAUAAUGCAGCGAACACAAUAUCAUGUCAAAGCCAAGAAAUGCACGUCAGCUUCAUACCCCAAGAACAGCUUUCAGCACAGCAAUCAUCAGGGGAUCUCGAGGACUAUUCUGCAAUACUUUUUGGUGAUGAAGUAUCUGUGCCACCACUAGAGAAUUCUGUGAAUUAUGAUUCUAGACAGCAAGAAUAUUCUGUACCAGAAUUACCACAAGAAUUCAAUAGUUUAGGUAAUGAAAUAGACAUUAAGUCUCUGCUGGAAACAACAGAGAACAGAAGUUCACAACUAUUUUGGGAGGAGGGAUUCUGA